AUGACGCCACCUCUUACAGCAUACAUGUCCUCUUUGAUGAAGCUGCAGGAUGUGUGCCUCGUUAUUGAUGUAGCCCAAGACCCACUGGCGUCAGUCCAGGUACUCGUCAAUGUCUGUCAGACAGCUCCUCCUUCCGAGUUUUGCUCACUACAACUGAAACAACAGCAGCUGUCCAACUCUCAUCUGAACAUGGGCCAGAUCCGUGUGUGCUUGCAUCAGGAAGUGGUGAAGCUCUCUUCUCAAGACGAGUCCAUCAUGUUGGCACAUAGCAACGAGGGAUAUACAAAGCUAAAGGUGUCAGAUUUCAAUGUGCCAUGGGAUUCUAAGAAGGCUCUUUCCAGUGUGGACAUCGUUGAAAGCAGGUCGAGAGCCUUUACCCUCGAUUGCACUCCUCAGAUGGAGUGCCUCGUUAUUGAUGUAGCCCAAGACCCACUGGCGUCAGUCCAGGUACUCGUCAAUGUCUGUCAGACAGCUCCUCCUUCCGAGUUUUGCUCACUACAACUGAAACAACAGCAGCUGUCCAACUCUCAUCUGAACAUGGGCCAGAUCCGUGUGUGCUUGCAUCAGGAAGUGGUGAAGCUCUCUUCUCAAGACGAGUCCAUCAUGUUGGCACAUAGCAACGAGGGAUAUACAAAGCUAAAGGUGUCAGAUUUCAAUGUGCCAUGGGAUUCUAAGAAGGCUCUUUCCAGUGUGGACAUCGUUGAAAGCAGGUCGAGAGCCUUUACCCUCGAUUGCACUCCUCAGAUGGAGAGAAUUGUAUUUUUCCUCCCACAGCAUUUCCCUCCUCUUUUCCCUCCAGUACAUCAGCUCCUAACAGGCGGCCAGGUGAAGUGCACGAGCUCAGGUGUAGCCCUGGCCCCGCCCACAAGGCAAAGCUCUGUCAGGCUCUGUAAGUGCAGCCUGUCAAUCGGCAGCCGAGCACCGCGGAGGGAGCAUUGCCAGUGUCCAAAGUUCCAGAGAAACAGAGAGGACUUCCCUGCUUCGCUAGACAAACUACGGCAGCUGAUAAAAGACAAAGUUCACGUCCUACAGUCCCCAUUCACUGAGGAGCAACAGGGUUUGGUGUGUGAGGAGAACCCAGGGAGACGAGGACUGAGGAGGUUUACCGUUUUGAGUAAGAAGCUGACCUUUCACCUCCAGCAGCUGCAGAGAAAGACAGAGCAGGAGCUCAGCAACAUACACACACAACUCUUGCAGAUUGAAGGCCGCCGGCAGCUGUUAACCGCCGAGCUUUUUCAUCUUCAGGAGAAGAAGAAACAGACGGAGCGAGAGUUGCAGAGAAACUCCAGCCUUCAGACGUCCGCUUUUCAGCUGUGUGUUUGUCGGGAGCUUCAAACCUCCAUCUCCGAGCGUUUGCUCCAAUCAGAGAGGUUGGUGUUCCAAGAGGAGGCACUGAGCGCGCUCCGUAACCUGCUGAGCCAAGACCUGCAGAGGUACCAGGAAGAGACGCAGAGACUGACCUCUUUCACGCAAAAAAUACUCCAACAAUCCCACAGGUCGGACCCAGAGGAAACGCUGAGCAGCAGACAGAGUGACGGCAGCAUGCAGGGAAAGAACGAGCCAGAGCAAGAAAACAACAUGCGUGCAUCCAAGUACCCUUCCUACAAAUCACCACUUAGUCCUCACCAGACCACCAAUGAAGAAGAGGCAGAGCAGGCCCGGAGAGCCAGUUAUAGGGAAGCAGCUGCAGUGCCCCGCAGUUCAAACCUGCACCGAGCCGGCAGCGUCAAAAACCUGAUCAGUAAAUUCUCUGGUCAGGAUCCCGUCUCUUCUUCUGGUUCCCAACAGAGCCUCUUUUCUGGAACAGGACAAGUUCCAAAGGCUGCUUCUGCAGAGGCUCUUGAGUCUUCAGAGUCUAAGUCGAGUCCGUCCAUACCAAGCAGCGUUGAACAAGACCAGAGUCCAGUUCCUAGCAUCACUGUGACUCCUCCGUUGGGAACCAGUCAGAACGUGGCUCAAUCGGCUCAGAGAAGCAUCAGUACUAGUCAGAUCUCUGCCAGGAUCGAUUGUCCCGUAGGAGGCAGUUUUGAGAAGAACAAUUCAAAACCAAGUGCAAAAACAAAAACAAUAGACUCUGGUAGAGACUCAGUGGCUGACUCCGGCAUGGGAUCGGAGUCUGAAUUUGACUCGAACAAGCAGUCCGACAGCCCGUCAGAGGAGGAGCCCAGCACACCCCGAGCUGUGCCGACCAGCCAGAACCCCAAAUAUCAGCUGUACCUCAGCAACGAGCAGAGGAUCAACGGGUUGAGUGGCAGGGACGCAGAUGGUCCAGGAGGCGGCGGGACGGUGGGGGAGAACGGCCCCCGGCUGGCCCCAUGGGAGACCAACCGGCUGGGGAUGAACUACAAUAAAGGGUCCCUAGAGUCCCUGACCUCGCGGGAGUGGGACACUACGCCUGACAGGUGGGGUGUGGUUGACAGCCCUCCCAGGGUGUUCAACAGUCCAUACGCCACGGCCACCUCCAUGGAUUACAACCCCUUGCUCCGGAUGUCCGAGUUCAAGGGUCAGGGUGGACUGUCUCCUGCCACCUCGGAGAUGAACCUGUACAGCUACAAUAGCCGCAGCACCAGUCCAGUGGGCAUGGCCACAUCCACCCUCAUCAACCCCCGCUCCCGAUUCUCCGCCUACGACACGCUGGUGAAGAGGAGGGCCGAGGUUAACAACACCGUGGCACCAAUCCACUACAGCAUGCGCUCUGCCACUCUGGGGGCGCCCAAUAAAAAAGACUACAUAGAGGAGUUGACCAAACAGCUGGACGCCUGCCAAAAGCGUAACCAGUUCCUGGAGGCAGAGAGUGUGGAGAUGGAGAAGGAGAGGAACCAGAUAAGGUUUGAGAUGCGCGGCCUGCUGGUGAACAACGAGGACCUGCUAAGGACCAACACUCAGCUGACCAACGAGAUGAAAAGGAUGAGAGAGCAGAUGAUAGAGAUGGAGAGAGAGAGCCAAUCCAUGGGCGAGCGAUACCGAGAGAUGGAGAUUGAGGUGAAGCAGGCCCGGGACAUGAUGGUGGAGGCCAACACUCAGGAGUACGCCUUUAAUUAUCUUCAGCAGUCCCUCAAAAACAAGAUCCAGGACACUGAGGAGAACCUAGAGAAGCAGACGCAGCAUGCCAAGACGCUGUCUGAGAAGCUGUGGCUGGCAGAGAGACAGCUGGAAGAGAUGGAGAUGGACCGAGAGACCAGAGACAAGAGGUCGUCUGAUCUCAACAGCUCCAUCCUCAGACUGGAGACAGAGCUGGCGGAGGCCCUGCAGACGUCCACGCAGGCUACAGCCGAGCUGGGCCUGCAGCUGAAGCUGCGGGACGAAGGGCAGCGGCGAGUGGAGGAGCUGGAGGAGUCUCUGCUGGAGAAGGAGCAGGAGCUGCAGAGACUGCAGCUGCUCGUCAGCAGACUGCAGGGAGAGGUCUCUGGAAAGCUGAUUGAUAAGGAGCAGACGCUGGAGGAGGAGAUCCAGCUGAGAGAGAGGAUCCAGCUGCAGUGUAAGCAGGCGGAGAGGAUGGUGGAAGACCUCCGCAUGGAGCUGCACAGCACCAACCAGGCCAAAGAUGACCUGGCCAAACAAGUCAAACAGGCUCAGGAGAAGAUGAUCGACCUGGAGAGCGAUCUGGAGGAGCUGCAUGAGAGCGAGCAGAGAUGGGCCGCGAAACACAAGAGAAGUAUCGAACAGACCGAGCAGCUGCAGCUGAAGCUGAUUCAGGAGAAAGAUCUCAACGACCAGCUGGAAACGGAUAAGGCCACCAUGGAGAGACAGCUGCGUGAUCUGCGUCUGGAGGUGGAGGAGCUCCACAGCUCCAUGGUGCAGGAGGACGUCAUCUCCCGGGCGGAGAGCAGGGUCAAGGAGCUGGAGAACACUCUGAGGACAGAGGAGAGGAACAAGUCUGUUCUGACAAACACCAUCAGUAAACUGGAGAGGAGGAUCAACGAGCUGAGCGAUCAGAUGGAAGAGGAACACCGGAUAGCUACAGAGCAGAAAGACCUGAUGACCCAGAGGAUGCGCUCUUUGAAGCGCCAGCUGAACGAGGCGGAGGAGGAGACGAGCAGGAGGGAGGCGCAGUACCGCCACACCCAGAGAGAGCUGGCCGAGGAGAGGGAGACCAACAGCCGGCUGCAGAAGCAGCUGCUCGACCAGCACCUGCAGACAAAGCGGAAGGAGACGCUGACGAUCCGUCAGACUCUGGACAACCUGAAAUUGGACCUGAGCGUCGACGACGAAGACGGCGACCAUCCGCUGCCGCAGCAACAAACAAACAACGUCACCAAAGUGUGAACCCUCCCGCUCCACCCAUUCUUCACACCGACGGGGCAGAUAGGGCGUGGUGACAUGUGCAGGUUGCACAAUACUAAAUUCCAGAAAAGAAGCAUAAAUGAACGAAUGGGACUUCUGAAAUGUAACAUCUUCGAGAUUACUAAUUAACCUGAAUUUUUGGACCCCAGAAUUCCACCGAAUUCCACAUUUUUCAAGAUUUUACAAAAUCACCUCAGCAGUCGUGAAUGAUAAAUUAUUUCCAAAUAGAACUCUUGAAGUCAUCUUGUAAAAAUGACAGUCUUUUUUCAUAUCGCAAUAUAUAUAUCGCAGGAAAAAAGAAUUCUUUUUUUGCAAUAUUGUUUAUGCCUAACGUGAGGUAUAACGAUCCACAGAAUAUUCUCUAUAGUUAGGAAGUAUGACACAUCGUUGCCCCUUCCACUGAAGUCAAAUGCCUCUUUUGACAUGUCGAACAUCACCUCUCUUCUUUUCUAUUACAUAGAAUAUUACAUGCAAUCAUAUUCAGAUGCUGACAGACACAAAAUAAAAAACUUACUGGUGACUUAAACUUAUAGUUAUGAUUCGGAUUUGAAUAACGGUGCAUGGUAGUUGUUGAAUGUGUUUUUGUAGUAUGUCAAUGUUGGAGUGUGAAUUUCCAAUUCCCCCCAAAAAAAGUCACGCGCUCAAAGAAUCGCCGGUUAUUCGUAGAUUUGACAAACUUCUCUGAUUUUGCAGCGUUAUUUGCUGAAGCUUUUGUUUUCAGUUCUUUUUAUUAUAAGGAGGGUUUUUCCAUCGUUUGGUUUAGCGUGUGGAACGCAUCUGCAGUAUUUGAACAUAUUUUUGAACAUAUUUCACACGCGUUGUUGACAUAUUACACGGUAAACUUAAGAGGAGGGAUCCUUGGAUAUGAUUGUUGCUGCUUUUGAUUCAUAUACAAAACAAAAAAAAAGAGUUAAGAAAAGUAAGAUUAUUUAUAUUUUUUGUAGAAUGAAAUGUAUGAUUUAAUGAUUGAAUUUUCUGUAUUUUUCAAUUACGUGCGGGGCAAAAAAAAAACAUUUUAGAGAAUGAAAUGGAUGAUUUUUGAGUUUAGUUUCAGGUAUUUAGGGGUCUUGCUGCUGUAUUGGUAGUACUUCCUGUUCCUCUCACAUACAGUAUCUGUUCAUGAGAUAUGAUUUAAGGAAUAAGAUUUUAGGUGUCCGUAAAGAAGACCAAAAAAAAAAUCUCACUUCACACUUGGCGUUAAUGUGCAUCUUUGUUAAUUGUAUUUUUUUUUUUUUGUAUAAUUUAUUGUAUCAAAUCUAACAAAAUUAAUAAAGAAUGUUUACUAGAAUAAGACGUUUUAGCUCUCAGAAGUAAAAUGAAUAGAAAUACAUUUGGGAACAAUGAUGUGUGUUAAUGCAAAGUGAGAAAGGGGCAAACAAUGUAGAUAAGCGAUUGCAGGGCUGUACUCAAGACCACCUUUUUUGAGUCCAAGACAAGUCCAAGACCAGGACUAGUCGAGUCCGAGUCAAGACCGAGUCCAAAACGGUUUGAGUCCGAAUCAAGACCGAGUCCAGGACAGGAAAAAAAGGUCUUAUGCAUAAUAGUAAUCAUCAAUCAAAGAUAAUCAUUUUGGUUUUCACUUUCUCCAAUAUUAUUAUCAACAUUAUAAAGACACCUGGACAAAAGCCAUGUCUGGCAAGACCAGUGGCCGAGACCGAGACAAGUCAGAGUCCAUAGAAAAACAGUCUUGAGUCCAGACUCGAGUCCAAGACCAGACUCGAGUACUACAGCCCUGAUAGAUUGUGUUAGAAACGCAAUUUAUGUGCUAUGAUGGAAAUGAACAUGGCUGGGUUGUUAAAUUUUAACCAUCGGUAAAAAUGAAUUAGUAAUGAUUCUCAAAUAUUGACCGUGGCCAAAAUGUUCAAUACUUUCACCCUUGUGUUGUCUUCCCGUGAAAAAAAAAAAACCUUUUGGUUAUCUUUUUUAAGCAUUAUUUUGACAUUUUUUGUCACUUUUUCAAUGUUGUGGGUGCUUUUUUGCCAAAGCUUUUUGAUAUUUUUAAUGUUGACAUUUUCAGCGCAUAUUUCGACGGCCCAUUUUUUUCUGCAAAAAAAAAAACGGGUCAAAUUUGACCCAAGGACAACAUUAACAUUAACGUUAAUGUGAAGGAAAACUCCCUUCUGAUUAAGUCAUGAGAAUAUUAAACCCAGCCCUGUUCUGCAUAUUCCCUGCUUGAAGGUCUGUCAAAUCCAUAAAGCUAAUAUUCAGAUAUAGUUCUCUGUAAUGUUUACAUUUGUUGGUGUAUUUUGAUUUUUUUUGGAAACAGGAACUUAAAUCACAUGACAUUUUUGUAUUUUAGCUGUUGGGAAUGUGUACUACAAUGUCACUUGUGUUUUUUUUUGGAGUUUAUCAUUCUCAUAACAGCAAGUGGCAGUGUCUACAGAUAUGUAAAAAGAAAUAUGUUUCACUGACUUAUUUUUAUAACUUCAAAUUCUACUGGUUCUGCUCUUCUCUCUGUAUUUAUUUUUCCCAUUCUCUCUUUUGGUGAGAAGUUUCUUAGUACAAAAUGCAAAUAAAGUCUUCUCCACUGUGAA
Molecule: messenger RNA, 6818 nt
Organism: Etheostoma spectabile (orangethroat darter)
Lineage: Eukaryota; Metazoa; Chordata; Actinopteri; Perciformes; Percidae
Product: myosin-16
Exons: 30
Coding region: 1-4266 (1421 amino acids)
Biological process (GO): protein localization to cell-cell junction
Cellular component (GO): myosin complex; bicellular tight junction
Source: RefSeq, a predicted model, not a curated record